GAGGUCUCACCAGGCUUGUAAAGUCCCACUAAACACACUUCUGCAAAGUGCAAUCUCACUCAUUCACUCACUUAUUAGUAUCAAAUUCUCAAGCCAAAGCAACCAUAACACUAACACAAGCAUUAUUCCCGUGACUCACACCAACAUCGUUUUCUCGUUUCAGUUUCCGUCAAAAUGGAAAACCACAUCUACUCCUCCUACAGCCCUUCCACCAACUACCGAUUCCGCGACUCCGACUCCUCAACCAUGUUCCUCUCCCACCACCACCACCGCGCCGCCGACUCCACCGCCCUCCGCUUCUCCUCCUCACUCGCCGACGACAUUGCCCCGCCCGGUGUUACCUCCCGCAUCGUCUCCUCCUCCGCCGCCAACUACCUCUCCCCCUGGGCCUCCUCCGCCGCCACCUCCUCCCUCGACUUCAAACGCUCCUCCGACGCUCUCUACCAUCCAACCAUUUUGGGUACAAUUGGGCAAAGUGAAGCUUGGUAUUCUACAAACUCACUGGCCAAGCGCCCUAGAUAUGAAAGUGCUUCCAAUAUGACUAUAUAUCCACAGAGGCCAGGAGAGAAAGAUUGUGCCCACUAUAUGCUCACAAGAACCUGUAAGUUUGGAGAUAGCUGCAAGUUUGACCAUCCUGGUUGGGUUCCUGAGGGUGGAAUCCGGGAUUGGAAAGAGGUUCCAAAUGUUGUUAUAAGUGAAACUCCUCCUGAGAGACCAGGGGUACCAGAUUGUCCAUUCUUUCUGAAAACUCAGAGAUGCAAGUUUGGUUCAAAGUGCAAAUUUAAUCAUCCUAAGGUUUCCUCUGAAAAUGAUGAUGUAACUUCUGGCUUACCUGACAGGCCAUCAGAGCCCCCAUGCUCGUUCUACAUGAAAACUGGAAAAUGUAAAUUUGGUGCUUCUUGUAAAUUCCAUCACCCCAAGGAUAUCCAGAUUCAGUCGUCUGAUGAGUUGAGUCAUACUGCUGCACAGACAGAAAUAAAUUCUAUGAUAGGAGGAGCCCUUGGAGAUACACAACCAAUUAAGUCUCUUAUAUCUCCAUCAUUGCAAAAUAGCAAAGGACUUCCAGUAAGACUGGGGGAAGUGGAUUGUCCAUUCUACAUGAAAACUGGCAGUUGUAAGUACGGUGCCACUUGCCGCUACAAUCAUCCUGAUAGGAAUGCAAUUAAUCCACCCAUUGCUGGAUUAGGCGCUUCUAUUUUUCCAUCCUCAGCUACUAGUCUGAAUAUUGGACUUCUCAGUCCAGCUAUGUCUGUUUAUCAAGGUUUUGACCCAAGGCUGUCAAAUCCAAUGUCUCAGGUGGGAAUUGCAGAAACCAUCUAUCCUCAACGACCUGGCCAGAUCGAAUGUGAUUUUUACAUGAAAACUGGCGACUGUAAAUUCGGUGAAAGAUGCAAGUAUCAUCACCCAAUUGAUCGCUCAGCACCAUCACUGUCAAAGCAGGCUUCUGUCAAGCUCACUCCUGCAGGAUUACCAAGAAGAGAGGGUGCUGUUAUUUGUCCAUAUUAUUUGAAAACUGGAACAUGCAAGUUUGGUGCGACCUGCAAGUUUGACCACCCACCACCUGGAGAAGUUGUGGAGAUGGCAAAAUCUCAAGGAACAUCAGCCGAUGGAGGGGAAGCAGAAGACUGAUAUAAUCUUCUGCUCUGGAUUUCAUCAUCCCUUUAAUUCUUCUGCUUUCUCUUUCGUACCAUGGUGUGAAUCGCUAUGAGCUGUGACUGAACACCUGUUUAUGUUUCCUUUAGUGACUAAUUUCUCUUUUCACGCACAAUUCAUUCUAACACAUUUAUGUCCCAAAAAUCAAACAUAUAUUGUGUUUAAUCCUACUAUGAAUUUGAUGUAUACAGGUGAAUUUGUAAUUGUUGCAAUUGAAUGGUUGAUCUCUUUUUGUUUAAA
Vigna unguiculata (cowpea) is the source of this 1893-nucleotide messenger RNA. It is a transcript of the gene HUA1, whose product is annotated as floral homeotic protein (HUA1). Gene Ontology annotation, molecular function: metal ion binding; mRNA binding. The record is from RefSeq and is a predicted model, not a curated record. NCBI's taxonomy places the organism in Eukaryota, Viridiplantae, Streptophyta, Magnoliopsida, Fabales, Fabaceae.